Molecule: messenger RNA, 1398 nt
Organism: Fraxinus pennsylvanica
Lineage: Eukaryota; Viridiplantae; Streptophyta; Magnoliopsida; Lamiales; Oleaceae
Source: the annotation of a GenBank genome assembly
AUGCCAAGCAUUGGGGUGAAAUUAUACAGCGUAUUCUUCAAAUUUAUGCUAAAGCAUCGGUUGCAAGGCCGAUUACAGAACCCGGAUAGCGAUGUCGGGGGUGGAGGGAGUUUUGGUGUGACGUCGCGGCCGGAGGAGGAGACAGUGGCGGCUGCCAACCCUUCGUUCACCGACGGUGUCGCCACCAAGGACAUCCACAUCGAUCCCUUGACAUCGGUCUCAGUACGUAUUUUUCUUCCCGAUACUUGCCUUAAUUUUUCUGAAACCCUUAACAAACCUCUGUCCCGGGUUGCUGGAUCGGAUCCAAAUCUAAGCGCGCACCGUCGGAACAGCUAUGGGCCUGCGAUUAAUAAUGUUUCUAGUAGUAAUGGUGUAACGGUCAAGCAUGCUCACAAUCAGGAUAAUUACAGGAGAAAUAGUUAUGGAUGUAGUAGCGAUGGUGUUGGUUUGAAAUCGGAGAGUGGGAUAUACAGAGGUUAUAAUCCGAUGGGGAGUAAUUUUCGAAAAUUGCCGGUGAUGUUACAGUUUCACGGUGGGGGGUUUGUGAGUGGGAGCAACGAUUCUGAGUCGAAUGAUUUUUUCUGCAGGCGUAUCGCAAAGUUAUGUGAUGUGAUUGUGUUGGCGGUGGGUUAUAGGCUAGCCCCUGAGAAUAAGUACCCCGUAGCAUAUGAUGAUGGGUUGAAGGUACUGCAUUGGUUGGCAAAGCAAUCAAAUUUGGCUGAAUGUAGUAAAUCAUUGGGGAGUAUGCGGGGUGGUGGGGCAGAUUUGAGGAAGUCUGAUGGUCAGUGGCACGUUGCUGAUGCCUUUGGUGCAUCAAUGGUGGAGCCCUGGUUGGCUGUCCAUGGAGAUCCAUCGAGAUGUGUUCUUCUUGGGGCGAGUUGUGGAGGAAAUAUUGCUGAUUAUGUGGCACGGAAAGCUGUAGAGGCUGGUAAGCUUUUGGACCCAGUUAAGGUGGUGGCCCAAGUUUUGAUGUAUCCUUAUUUCAUUGGAAGUGUCCCAACACAUUCAGAGAUUAAAUUGUCAAAUUCCUACUUCUAUGAUAAGGCUAUGUGCAUACUUUCAUGGAAACUUUUCUUGUCCGAGGAGGAGUUCAACCUUGACCAUCCCGCGGCCAACCCACUUGUUGCUGAUAGAGGAGGGCCACCUUUAAAGCAGAUGCCCCCGACACUGACAGUGGUGGCAGAGCAUGAUUGGAUGAGAGAUCGGGCUAUUGCGUACUCAGAGGAGCUCCGAAAGGUAAAUGUUGAUGCGCCUGUUCUGGAGUACAAGGAUCAAGUUCAUGAAUUUGCAACCCUUGACAUGCUUCUUAAGACCCCUCAGGCCCAGGCAUGUGCUGAAGACAUCGCCAUUUGGGUCAAGAAGUAUAUUUCACUACGAGGUCACGAGUUCUCCUACUAA